This is a messenger RNA of Ctenocephalides felis (cat flea), 409 nucleotides long. RefSeq lists its product as uncharacterized. The transcript is spliced from 2 exons. Gene Ontology annotation, biological process: mitochondrial electron transport, ubiquinol to cytochrome c. Lineage: Eukaryota; Metazoa; Arthropoda; Insecta; Siphonaptera; Pulicidae. The record is from RefSeq and is a predicted model, not a curated record. The coding region runs from base 35 to 409 and encodes 124 amino acids.
AUAAAUUUGAUGCAGAUGUGAAAAAUCACAAAAAAUGUCUGGAAAAACUACAGAGCAUCAAAAUUCACCUAAGUCGUCAUGGCUUUUACCAUCAAGGAAAUUGUUGGAACAAUCAAAAGCUUGGGUUUUUACUGGUUUUGCUUAUGGAACUGCAGUAGCACUAGGUGUUCUUUAUUUUACAGAAUUCAAAACUGUUUUAAAAUAUCUUCCAUAUUACAAUUUGGGGUAUGCAACAGAAAUACAACCUGCCCCCAAACCACCAAGCAAACAAGAACAAGAAGAACAAGUAAAUUCCGAAAACACUCCCGAAGAUAGGAGUAAUGAAAAUGAUAAUAGCAGCAAUGGUAACGAAAAUACCAGUGUGAAAAAUACAAGUUACUCAAAGAAAUAUCACAAGAAUAUUCAUUAA